Pelagomonas calceolata is the source of this 1034-nucleotide messenger RNA. The record is from the annotation of a GenBank genome assembly. NCBI's taxonomy places the organism in Eukaryota, Pelagophyceae, Pelagomonadales, Pelagomonadaceae.
CUGUGCGCAGCCUCGCUCGAAGCCAAAGCAAGCUUUCGCGUCGAGUCUCAGCUCGAGCCGUGCGGCGCUCAGUGAGGCCAGUGCGCCACUGCUGUCAAAUUCACGGCGCUGGGGUGUGCUCCAACGCGAAGCAGUGCUCCGAGACGGCGCCUAGCUCUAAGAACCUUAGUCAAAAACGCGGAUUUUCUGCUGGUCUGCAUUUUAACCACAUCGACGGCCACGAGAUGUCGACGACGCAGCCGACGCUGCGCACGACUCGCGCCAAGCCGGCCGAGGGCGGCCCGCGCCCGCCGCGCAGCGUGGCGGAGUGGACCGUGUUCAACUUGAACAACGACCUUAUCACGAUGAUCAUCAUCGCCUGGGACGCGGGCGUGACGGGCGCCAACAUGGCCAUCGUCGACCGGGCCGACGCCUGCGGGUUCGACAUGCGCGCCGUCGACAGGCACGGCCGAAGCCAGCACCGGAGGAUCACCUUCCGGUCGGCGCCCUGCGCCACCGUGGAGAAGGUGCGGCGCGAGCUCGCGGACCUGCGGGAGCGGGCCGCGCGGCCGCGGCUGGCCGUGAGCCCGUCCCUGUUCGCGUCGCUCUUCGCGUGGUGCGUGCUCGCGUUCGCCUGGGGCCACACGCACGGCGUCCACGUGCUCGAGGAGCGCGUCGCGCGGUUCGUGGGCCUGCACGAGGAGGACGUGCCGUCGUCCAAGGAAUUCUUGGGCUGGUGCACGUUCGCGGUGCUGGCGGCGAACGCCGUCGAGGGCCUCGCGGCCGUCUACCUGGCGCGGACGAAGUUCCUGUUCUCGCGGAGGAACUGCCUGGGCUGGUUCCUGCUGUCGUUGGUCGCGGGCAGCGCGGCACAUCGAGAGGUUUUUUUUUUCGGCGCGGCGGCGCGGGCCCCCGACGCCACGGUCGGUUUCCGCACAGGUCGCGGGCUACCCCGUCGCCCAGGCCAUGCUCGAGCUGAAGCAGGCGCGGUCGCGCGCGUUCAUGGCCGCUUAUCGGCGGAAGCGGGACUAAAAACGGUUCGUUUAGUUGUUUAG